CAAAAGUUGGUUGUGACUUUGUGAGUUGUGACCUCUAAAGAAAGCUAAAAAAAAGUUUCCAACUUAUCGUCGAAGGGCUCGCGUAGUCGUUACUGUUCUCGUUUCCUAGAGUUCUAUCUAUCUGCCCCAGAUACAAAGAUCCUCAAGAUCCAUGCUAGAAAAUACAAAGAAGGCCAAUGAAUACAUCUAGGGAGGCCAGCAKGCUUUUCAACGGGUUUUCUUUAAUCGCAAGAGAACUGCUGAAACGUUCUCAAGUAUUGGAAAUUGCCAGAAUUGGGAAUUUCGAAAGCCUUAUUUCUGCACCUGCCAAGAAAGUCAUUGUCUCUGUCACUGACCUUUCCGGUCUCACCAGAGGCAAAGUUCGCCAAAUUUCUAGUGCAUAUCGCCCCAAGGGCGAUUCUGUUGCUUAUUUUUCUCCUCCAAUUCAAGCGAAUGAUGUUAAUGAUCCGGCAAUCUCUGAUCUAGGGUUUGGCCAAAAUCAGACAUGCAUUUCGGAUUUUUCUGCUCUUUCCGAAAAUAUAGACAAAAAGAAUAACCUGAUAAUCGAAACCGAAUCCGGGGACCUCCCCAACAAUGCCGAUUCUACAGCAAUAAAUGGAUCACGAGUAGGAGAAGCACAGAGUGAGCAAGUGGAAGUAGCCCCAUCUUUCAAACGACGGAAGCCUCGAGAGAGAAGAGUACCCUCCACCCCCUUCUCCAGAGCGCUUGGGUUUGCCGGGCUAGGAGCUAGUCUUGCAUGGGGAACACUGGAGGAAUCAGCCAAGAGGCUUGUUUUUGGCCCAGAAAAUCUGCAAAACCAUUCUUCUGCUCUGUCCCCGUUCUUAUCUGAAAAGAAUGCAGAACGUUUGGCUCUUGCUUUGUGUAGAAUGCGUGGAGCUGCAUUAAAAAUUGGGCAGAUGUUGAGUAUACAGGAUGAAUCUCUUGUACCAGCUCCGAUCUUAGCUGCUCUGGAUAUUGUUCGUCAAGGUGCUGAUGUAAUGCCAAGGAGCCAGCUGAAUCAAGUAUUGAACGUUGAACUAGGUCAAGAUUGGUCUGCGAAGUUGAUUAGUUUUGAUUAUGAACCAAUGGCUGCUGCAAGUAUAGGUCAGGUGCACAAAGCUGUUGCAAAAAAUGGCAUGAAAGUUGCAAUGAAAAUUCAGUACCCUGGAGUUGCGGAUAGCAUUGAAAGUGAUAUUGAUAAUGUGAAACUUUUGUUGGAUUAUACUAAUCUGAUUCCCAAAGGACUUUAUCUCGACAGAGCGAUAAAGGUGGCAAAAGAUGAGUUAUCUCGUGAAUGUGACUAUGAGUUGGAGGCUACCAAUCAGAAACGCUUCCAUGCUCUGUUAUCUAAAUCUCAAGGUUUUUAUGUUCCAUUGGUUGUGGAUGAUCUGUCAAGCAAAAGGGUCUUGACUACAGAACUUAUUUCAGGAAUUCCUAUUGAUAAAGUGGCAUUGUUAGACCAGGAAACUUGUAAUUAUGUUGGGAGAAAGUUGUUGGAACACACUUUACUUGAGUUAUUUGUUUUCCGCUUCAUGCAGACCGACCCCAAUUGGAGUAAUUUUUUGUAUGAUGAAGCCUCAAAAACAAUUAACCUUAUAGACUUUGGAGCAGCUCGAGAUUACCCAAAAAGUUUCGUUGACAACUAUUUAAGAAUGGUUGUUGCAUGUGCAAAUGGAGAUAAAGAUGCAGUAAUUGAAAUGUCAACUAGACUCGGAUUUCUAACAGGAAAGGAAUCAGAGGUGAUGUUGGAUGCUCAUGUUCAAGCGGGUUUCGUUGUGGGAUUGCCAUUCUCAAAGCCUGGUGUCUAUGACUUCCGAGCUUCAAAUAUCGCUCAUAGUAUUUCGAACCUCGGGGCAACAAUGUUGCGGCACAGGCUAACUCCACCCCCUGAUGAAGCCUACAGCCUUCACCGCAAGCUAUCGGGUGCUUUUUUGGCUUGCAUCAAGAUUGGUGCUUCUGUACCUUGUAGGCAACUAUUAUUCGAAAUUUACGAGGAUUAUCAUUUCAGCGAUGAAGAUUGAGGUGUGGAUGAACAUGUGAAUUUCCUAGAGGCAUCUGCUUUUUAUCCUUCCUUCACGAGAUCCGUGUACUUGGUUUCUGAAGUUCCUAGUUUAUUAAUUUUUUACUUUAGAAUUUCAUUCUUGUAACUUCAACUAUGAAUCUUUUACCUAGAAUUUUAAUCUUAUAAUUUCAAAACGCUUUCUUAA
Momordica charantia (bitter melon) is the source of this 2186-nucleotide messenger RNA. RefSeq names its product ABC transporter 1 (gene ABC1). The record is from RefSeq and is a predicted model, not a curated record. NCBI's taxonomy places the organism in Eukaryota, Viridiplantae, Streptophyta, Magnoliopsida, Cucurbitales, Cucurbitaceae. Gene Ontology annotation, biological process: ubiquinone biosynthetic process.